AUGGCGUGCAGCUGCAGCGCCAAGGCGCAGCUGGCCGCGCUGCUCCUCGCGCUCUUCGGCUGGGUCUCGUCCUGCGUCACCACCUUCGUGCCGCUCUGGAAGAACCUCAACCUGGACUUGAACGAGCUGGAGAUCUGGAACAUGGGGCUCUGGCAGGUGUGCAUCAUCCAGGAGGAAGGCGCCAUGGAGUGCAAGGCGCACGAGUCCUUCCUGGCGCUGCCGCCCGAGCUGCGGGCAGCGCGGCUGCUCCUCUCUGUCACUGUGGCACAAUUGUGCCGGAGACGAACCGGAGAGCUCGGCCUGGCUCCCGGCCCCGCCGCUAUUUGCUCUCGCCUCUCCCGGAGGAAGAGCCCUGUGUAUUUUCCUUCGCCCGUUGCACGGCUAAAAGCCAACGCGUGUUUGCUCUGCUCUUUUCGGGGGCUGCGGGACGGCCUGGAGAGCGGCCGCAACGGAGGCACCUUCUGA
Molecule: messenger RNA, 465 nt
Organism: Tinamus guttatus (white-throated tinamou)
Lineage: Eukaryota; Metazoa; Chordata; Aves; Tinamiformes; Tinamidae
Source: RefSeq, a predicted model, not a curated record